AUGACCAGAAUAUCCAAAGAUGAACACCCUACCCGGGCCAACAAGUCCCAGAAUGGGGAGGCACUCUCAAUGGAAUCACUCAAAAGCCUUGACGAGUUUGAAUCUCUCGCCACAAAGCAAAUAAGCAAAAAGGCUUGGUCCUUCAACUACGCGGGCGCUGGAGACCUGAUCUCCAAAAGGUUGGACCAAGAGGUCUAUCGCUCAAUCCUCCUCCGGCCACGCGUCCUCGUCAAUGUCAAAGAAUGUGACCUGUCGACGACAAUCAUCGGCGAGAGAGUCGGUCUACCUAUCUUCGUAUCGCCUAUGGCAAUGGCCCGGUUAGCCCACCCCACAGGCGAAGCUGGUAUUUCAGCCGCGUGUGGAGUGUUCGGUGCCAUGCAUAUGAUCUCGAAUAAUGCAUCGAUGACUCCCGAGGAGAUUGUCGCGGGAGCCACACCUGAGCAGGUGUUUGGAUUCCAGCUUUAUGUCCAGACGGAUCGCACUGAAAGCGAGGCUGUCCUAGCGAGGAUCAAUAAGCUGCCCGCGAUUAAGUGCAUUGUCCUCACCGUCGAUGAGCCCGUCCAAGGGAAGCACGAGCUCGGGCCGAGAGGAUCUGAAAUAUACGACGAUGCGCAGACCGAGGUUUCAACUCAACCAGAAGAGUCAUCCCAACCAAGCACAGACGUCAAAGUGGCCAUCCCAUCGGUCUCCGGGGCGGCUUCUGACGCCGAAUGGGAGAUUACGUUACAAUGGCUCGCGAAACACACCUCGCUACCAAUAAUCAUAAAAGGCAUUCAGACCUACGAGGAUGCUGAAGUCGCUGCUACGUAUGCUCACGUAAAAGGCAUUGUCUUGUCGAACCACGGGGGACGUGUCCUUGAUACUGCGCCGCCGGCUAUUCACACCCUACUCGAAAUCCGCAAAUACUGCCCAGAGGUUCUAGAGAAGCUGGACGUGAUGGUCGAUGGGGGUAUUCGACGCGGGACAGAUGUUGUGAAAGCGCUGUGUCUCGGUGCGAGGGCAGUGGGUAUUGGGCGACCGGCGUUCUGGGGUCUUGGUGCCGGUGGUAUCGCUGGGGUUGAAAGGACGCUCCAGAGUUAA
Molecule: messenger RNA, 1080 nt
Organism: Penicillium crustosum
Lineage: Eukaryota; Fungi; Ascomycota; Eurotiomycetes; Eurotiales; Aspergillaceae
Exons: 2
Coding region: 1-1080 (359 amino acids)
Molecular function (GO): oxidoreductase activity; FMN binding
Source: RefSeq, a predicted model, not a curated record